GUUGAAAACGUGGAAAAAUUGUAAAAUGAAAUUAAAUACAACUUUAGUGAAUUAUUUUGAAAUAUAUUAUAUAAAUUAUAUAAAAAUAGAAUCUUUCAAAAUAUAAAAAAAAUGAAAGUUUAAUAAAAAGGAUUAAAAUAUUUAAAAUAAUAAAAAACCUAAAAAUUAUAAAUAAAAAAUGUAAAGUAAGGCAAAAAUGUUUUGAAAUUACUAAAAAGUACGGAGUAUGAAAAAUAAGGCUUUUACCUUGAGUGUUGGCAUGGACACCAUUAAUGUAUGGACCUCUCCCUUAAUGCGUCGGGCACCAAUCACGGGCCUCAACCUUGGUUAAGUGUUUUUGACUUCGAUAGUUGGGUCAGCUAGGCUUCCUUGAGUGGACAUUGUCUUUAAUUAGGCACUAGGUAUGUGAUACUCCGUAAUAUACUCCAUCACAAGUUCCCACUCUCCGAACCUAGAAUUUUAGAAUUUGCUUGGUAGUUGUGCCGAUGACAUUCAACCUUUGAUCUCGUCCAUCACGACGGCAAAGCAAGCUUGGGACAAGCUCUCCCUCACCUAUGCGAGUACAUCCCGAGCCAGAAUCAUCUCCCUCAAAACUGCUCUCUCUCGGACUACAAAAGGGGGCCGCUCUAUCACCGAAUACGUUGCUGAAAUGUACGCCAUUUCUGAGCCAUUGGCUCUAGUCAUCAACAUCCUCCCUCAAUGGCCUUGUCCGGAUUAUGGUGAACUUCGCUCGGCAACACACCUUGCGGAACUUCAGGAUAUCUUACUGGAGCAUGAACAAAAACUCCAGGAAGCAGGUACGUCGUCGUCGGUGCAAAUCUUGUACCCACAGUCCACUACACGCAUGCUCCAGGACGCUCGUUUGACUCCCCUUUGCCCACUGAUCGCCGGGGUCAUCAUGCUCGACGUGGUCGUGGUGGACACGGUCAUGGUCAGUCCAAGAACCCCCAGUCGAAUGGUGUUAUCGGCCGGUUUUGCGAUUUUUCCGGGCAUGAGGUCCAACAAUGCCGGAAAUUACAGCGGUUUCUUCCGUCCAAGAAUUUCUUGGAUUGGUAGUGCUUUACGUGGGCCCAUGUAGCUAGUCUUAAAAACAUUCGCUUCUUGUUUUACUCCUUCCGUUCCCAAAAAUACUUCCCACUUUGCUGUUCCCAAAAAUACUUCUCAUUUUCCCAUUUUGAACAAUUUGUGUGGCUCACAUUCAUUUUACCUUUUUCUUACACAAUCACAACCAUACAUUUCCACUUUAUUCCACUUUCUUAAUAAGCGUGCCAAGUCAAAUCGGGAAGAAUUUUUAGGAACGGAGGGAGUAUUAAAUUCAAAAAGUUACGAACUUGUUUUCUUUUAAAAUUUUACUCCGUAACAGGGAGUAUUUUUUUCAAGUUUGGCACGUUUGAAAGGUUUUUUACUUUUUUAUUUGUUCAUUUAUUUAUUUUUUUGAUCGUUUAUUUGUUCAUUUAUUAAAGAGGUAUAAUAUGAUAUAAAGUUUUACGUUUAGGAUUUAUGUGUUGGAUGUGUGGGCAUACUAGGAAGGAACGCGUGAGGAAUGAGAUAAUCAGACAAAGGGUGUGAGUAGCACCUAUUGAAGACAAGAUGCGAGAGUCGCGCCUACGGUGGUUUGGUCAUGUGCGUAGAAGACUGAGUGAUGCAUCUGUUAGGCGAGUUGAGAUGUGUGAAAAAGAGGCAGGGAAGAGAGGGAGAGGAAGACCCAAACAGACGUGGGUUAGGGGAGUUCGAAGUGAUAUGCUUCUUCUGGGGUUGGAUGAGAGCAUGACUUUGAAGAGAACUAAGUGGAGGGCGGGUAUUCACGUGAAGGAGUGAUCUUGAUAAUCUUUUUCCCUCAUCUUUUUUUUCCUAGUUUUUUUAUCCUUAUAUAUAUAAGCAUUAUUUGCAGCAUUUUUAUUUUAUCAUUUUUAUAUUUAUUCAUCUUUUUUUAUAUUAUCUUUUCAUAAUAGC
Cuscuta europaea is the source of this 1953-nucleotide messenger RNA. NCBI's taxonomy places the organism in Eukaryota, Viridiplantae, Streptophyta, Magnoliopsida, Solanales, Convolvulaceae. The record is from the annotation of a GenBank genome assembly.